AUGGUUGUGCAUUCAUCACCACUUACACCAGUUCAUUCAAACACAACUCAACCAGCUUAACACUCGAAACAACAUCGUACAAUCAACGCGUAAGAUCGAUGGCGUCGGGACAGCAAUUCAAGGGAGACAGAGCGGAGGCAGCAGCCAAACUGGCCGCCAAAGACAUCGGCGAUAUCAACAGAGCGCAGGAGCGCGACGAGAACUUCGACCUUCACUCGGAGGCCAACUUUAAGCAAGCACGAGCAGAAGCAGCGGCGAAGCUCGCCGCGAAGGAUCUGGAGGAUGUUAACAGAAUGAGGGACAACAGUAGCACCGCAUUCAAAGAGCAGCAACGGUACAGCGAGAAUAGACCCGGUGUGAUAGGUUCCAUGUUCAGAGCCGCCAAGGAGGCCGUGGUUGGGAAGCCUCACCCUGAGACCUCGCCAGGGGCUUAUGAUUCGUGCAGAGAGAGGGUGACGAAGGAGCAGGGUGGGUCGAAGAUGGGGGAAUAUGCAGAUUAUGCGACUCAGAAGGCGAAGGAAACGAAGGAUGCAACGGUGCAGAAGGCGGGGGAGUACACGGACUUUGCGACUCAGAAAGCAAAAGAGAGCAAGGACUAUGCUGCGGAUAAGGCAAGGGAAGCUAAAGAUGCUACGUUGCAGAAAGCUUCGGAGUACAAGGAUUAUACUGCUGAGAAGGCUAAGGAAGGGAAGGACACUGCAACGGGGAAGCUUGGGGAGUUGAAGGACUCUGCUGCUGAUGCUGCUAAAAGAGCUAUGGGCUACUUCUCCGGCACCAGAGAUGAAACAAAGGUGAGUGGAACGGCGGAGGAUACGAGGCGGAGAAUGGAAGAGGUGAGGGUGCAGGAUAAGGACUAUGGAACGGGGCACGGAGGAGAGAAAUUGGUGAUAAAAAUGGAGGAGUCGCGGCCGGGAGCGGUGGCGGAUGCGAUGAAAGCGGCGGAGAGGGCCUUGGGCGGCGAGAUGGAGGAAGAAGGGGUCCUUCGUGUGGAGCGUCGUAGGGAGAAAAUGUGAAGCUGUGUAUGUGUGUGAUAUGGAUGAAGUAUAAUAAUAUAUAGUAGCAAUAAUAGUGUGUUUUGUAAUAAAGAUAUUUGAAGUUGUUGUGGUUUCAUUCCAAUAACAACUCGUCUCCACUUCUGUAUAGGAUAUGCACUCUCUGGUUUCAGAAUGUGUGUAUGCACACUCGUUUUCGUUUUCAAUAUAUACAUUUAAAUAAAAUGUUUCGAUCACUUUUCAUUUUAAU
Vigna unguiculata (cowpea) is the source of this 1242-nucleotide messenger RNA. RefSeq lists its product as uncharacterized. NCBI's taxonomy places the organism in Eukaryota, Viridiplantae, Streptophyta, Magnoliopsida, Fabales, Fabaceae. Gene Ontology annotation, cellular component: cytosol. The record is from RefSeq and is a predicted model, not a curated record. Gene Ontology annotation, biological process: cold acclimation.